Tinamus guttatus (white-throated tinamou) is the source of this 867-nucleotide messenger RNA. The record is from RefSeq and is a predicted model, not a curated record. NCBI's taxonomy places the organism in Eukaryota, Metazoa, Chordata, Aves, Tinamiformes, Tinamidae.
GUGCUUUUCCUGUUCCCCAGUUGCUUGUACUUUCAGUUGCACUAUGAAGUUCACCGUUCGAGACUGUGACCCGAACACAGGUGUCCCGGAGGAGGAUGGCUACGAUGAUGAGUAUGUGCUGGAAGACUUGGAGGUGACCGUGUCUGACCAUAUUCAGAAGGUCCUAAAGCCCAACUUUGCAGCUGCAUGGGAAGAAGUAGGAGACAACUUUGAGAAGGAAGAAACCUUUGCACUUAGCUCAAUUAAAACCCUUGACGAAGCUGUCAGUAACAUCAUCAAAUUCUUGGGCAUGCAGCCAUGUGAGAGAUCAGAUAAAGUGCCAGAGAACAAAAAUUCCCACACGCUCUACUUAGCCGGUGUGUACAGAGGUGGCCACGAUGUGCUGGUAAGAUCCAGGCUUGCACUAGGAGAUGGAGUGACCAUGCAGGUGACAGUCAGGAGCAAGGAGGAGAUGCCUGUCGAUGUCAUCCUGGCUUCUGUGGGCUAAAUGUUACAGCACCGAAGUGGGAAUAUCCUAGCGAGCCUCAUCUGGUGUCUCCCGGAUGUCAAGCAGCCUGUCUGUCUUUCUGCAUGUAGUUUUUACUCCUCAAUUUGGUAAAUAUUUUGUAUGAUGUUACAGUAGUGGCUGGCUGAUACUGAGCCUUUUCCAUGUCCCUUCCCUCAUUGCCACUUACACAUUCCCAUCUAACUUAUUGCAUCUCCGGCCGCUUGCAGUUGCCGCAGGGAAGGAUUAAGAUGUGGUAGCCGGUAAGAAAAUGCAAUCGAACUUUUGUCAAAAAUGAUUUUUAUUAACAGAAAAUAAACACUGAUCGGAGUGGUGGAAUCCGUAUGAAUUACUGUUAAUAAAAGAGACAUCUCUUGUUGUAA